AUGUCCUUCACGCCGUACUUGACCGAGCCCCGGAACUUCCUCGCCGACCUCGACCGCGCACUCGAGCAUGCAUUCGGGCCCGUCAAACCCAAUACCGAUCCCCGGCGCGCAUCCGCACCAACCGCAUCCGCACAGGCUGACGCGCCUCGGCUCGGAGCGCAGUCCCAGCCCCAGUCCGCGGGGACGCUCGCGAACGCGACCGUCGCGCAGACCGCUGCAGCAUCAACUGCGUCGGCGCUCUCGCAGUCCGGCGCCGACCGAGCGCGUGCGUCCGAUGUACCAGCGCUCGGUGACACCCACGCGCUGAAUAUGAAUCCCAACUCUGCACAAGACCGUAACCGCGAGCGCGAGGUUGCGGCGCAGAGGAGGAUGUUCGCGCGAUAUACGCGUUUCCUCGUCUUGCGCGGACGAUGA
This is a messenger RNA of Peniophora sp. CBMAI 1063, 414 nucleotides long. Lineage: Eukaryota; Fungi; Basidiomycota; Agaricomycetes; Russulales; Peniophoraceae. The record is from the annotation of a GenBank genome assembly.